AUGUCUGUCCCGAAAGAUUCUGUACCAUCUCUGUCAGAUUGCCAGUGCCAGAUUUGCUUGGAUAUAUUGAUUGAGCCUGUAACUCUGCCUUGUAACCAUACUCUGUGCAAGUCAUGCUUUCAGUUGACCAUCGAAAAGACGAGCAUAUGCUGUCCUUUCUGUCGCCGGCGGAUCUCCUCGUGGGCUCGAUACCAUGCCGGAAGAAACUCCCUGGUGAAUGUUGAGCUGUGGGAGCUAAUUCAGAAACACUACCCAACCAAGUGUCGACUGAGGAUUUUGGGAGAAGAAUACGAGGACACACUGGACGAGUCCCAGCCAGCGCAUCUGGGAGUGAGCGAGCCCGGGGAACUACAAAGAGACCGUGAAGAGGAAAAAUAUGAGACAGGUGCAGAGUGCCAGGUCCCGACUGAGGCACAGAGCAAGGCCAGUAAAGAGCACAGUGUGAAACUAUCGGCAGAGGAAGAACAAAGACAGGCAGGAAAACACCAGUGUGAGUUAAAAAAAAGGCUGAAGAUCCAGGCGCUGGGAAGGAAGCUAAGUGUUAACGUUAAGGAUGUCUGUGGGAGGGACAGUGUGCCCUUACCUUCACAAUCUACAAAACCUGAACCCAUGGCAACCGAGUCGCCGAGAAAAAACAAAGCCAAAAAAAGAAACAUCAGCAAGAUUCAUACCUGCUUGUCAUCAACCUCUCAAUUCGGGUCAACGUCCCAGGCUGUGAGUGUACAAAAAGUCAGGAGAAAGUCGAAAGUGAAGAAAACUGCACAGACUAACAAGAACGCUCCACUGUGGCAAGGCACAGAUACUAAAGAAGAUAAGCCAAUACUUCCUGCACCAGUAACCCCUGAGAUUCCGGAACAGGCUGCAACAUCAUCCACAGAUCCAUCAAUGCUGUCCUACCAUCCGCACAACACAGAAAGUGGCUUUGAAGGAAGAAUGAAAACAAGAUCACAGAACCCUGAUAGAGACCAACUUCAAGCCAAAGUUCCCAGCUUCAGAGAACAGGUUGCCUCAGUGUCAGAUCUAUCACAGACAACUGGGAACAACACAGUUGAGACAGAAAAGACAGAGCCUGCUCGCACCGCCCGUAAAGCCGUUGCCAAAAGGAAAAAUCAAGAAUCUUCCUUCAGAGAUGUCAAUGACCCUUGCUUCUCUUCCAAAAGAAGGGAAUUGUCACCCAGUUCUUCCUCAGACACGGAGGGAGCAGAAAAUCAUCUCAUCAACAAACUGAGCAAUCUGCAGAAUCUCCUUACCAAAAGCCAUCAGCAAGAACGAGAUUGGUUAUUCGCAUUAAAACUCCAGGAAGAGGAGGACAGAAAAGGGAUGAAGCCAAACCGGCAGAAGGGCUCAUCCGAUGAGUACCAGCUACGAACUGCAUCCGCUCUCGCAGAUGUUCAAGGGAAGAGUCCCAAGGCCGGAACUUCAAAAGCUGAAGUUUUGGAAUCUCAGAAAGGCUCCACAGAUGACAAUUAG
Messenger RNA from Ochotona princeps (American pika), 1470 nucleotides. RefSeq names its product E3 ubiquitin-protein ligase RNF168-like. The transcript has a single exon. The coding region runs from base 1 to 1470 and encodes 489 amino acids. Gene Ontology annotation, cellular component: nucleus; site of double-strand break. Gene Ontology annotation, molecular function: metal ion binding; ubiquitin-protein transferase activity; nucleosome binding. NCBI's taxonomy places the organism in Eukaryota, Metazoa, Chordata, Mammalia, Lagomorpha, Ochotonidae. The record is from RefSeq and is a predicted model, not a curated record. Gene Ontology annotation, biological process: double-strand break repair.